Molecule: messenger RNA, 549 nt
Organism: Pyricularia grisea
Lineage: Eukaryota; Fungi; Ascomycota; Sordariomycetes; Magnaporthales; Pyriculariaceae
Exons: 2
Coding region: 1-549 (182 amino acids)
Source: RefSeq, a predicted model, not a curated record
AUGAAGAGACAAAUGGGGCAGUAUUCGCAACUGACAACACAUGACAAAGAAGGGAAAAAGCUGCUCAAGGUUCAUCCUUGGGUACUUCUAUUCGGAUCAUGCGGUUUUGCCUUCCGGAAGGCAAAUCGUCUUCCCCAAAGCCAAGCUAUCACAAUCAAGUCUUUGGUUUGCGGUCAAAAGGUCGUCGACUUGAACGCCGAUCCUUUGCGAAAUCGCCCAGCACGUAUCGCCCCGUUGAAUCACGUAAGGGGUCGCUUUUUCGCCGCACACGACCUUCUGCAAAGCGCGAUCGUUACUCAGAAUCGAGUCGAAGCCGCCGAGGAGCCAAAAGACGCCGACGAGGAACAGACCUAUGAGCGUGAAGAAGUGCAGCAGCGGCAUCAGCUCGUGGCGCCACGACGGCCGCUGGGGCUCGAGGUAUUGCGUCGACGAGCGCUGCGGCGCCGCAGGCGGUUGCGCCUGUGCCAUGUCGGCGGCGUGCGCCCGGAGGAUGUCGGUAAACGAGGCGUUGUGGGCCUCGUCGCUGUAGGGUGGCGGCGGGGCCGGUAG